This is a messenger RNA of Menidia menidia (Atlantic silverside), 6796 nucleotides long. The record is from the annotation of a GenBank genome assembly. Lineage: Eukaryota; Metazoa; Chordata; Actinopteri; Atheriniformes; Atherinopsidae.
AAGAGCUAGCGUUUUUUUCCCUUUGAGGGGGAGGGGGAUUUAAACAAACAACCCCCCACGGCAUACCAACCGCAGUUGAAAUUAGCCCCGAACAACAUUCAGUGUGGUAGGAUUGUCUCCGUUUUGUUCUGUGCCGUAAGAAGACGGUGUUUCGCGGGACAAAGUGUACGGCGCGCACUAAUUGCCGUUUCGCGGAGGAAUAGUCGACGCAGCCGGGACUAAGUGUGAGCGAGCUGAAUGGAGGCAGCCUCUUCCUGGUGGAUAAACAGUGACAGCUACAGGGCAGCCACCUAGACCCAGCACGCAGGCUCUGGCGCUGCCCUGGCAAACAACACCAAAAUGGCUUCAGACAGUACACACAUCGCGCAGUUGACUUCUGAACUGUACUUCCUAAUAGCCCGAUUUCUAGAAGCUGGACCGUGUCAAAAAGCCGCCGAGACCCUGAUAAGGGAGGUGGAGGAGAAGGAGCUUCUACCCAAAAGGCUGGACUGGACAGGGCAGGAACAUCCUGGGACGUACGAAAAUUUGGUGAAACUCUACAGGCACGUAAGUCCAGACCACCUGCUGCAGGUGUGCUCCAGAGUGUGUCCGCUCCUGGAGAGGGAAGUCCCUGCCAGCGUGCCUGGGCUCACCAGCCUGCUGGGGGCUGGCAGGCAGAACCUCCUCCGCACCACCAAGAGUUGCAAGCAUGUUGUUUGGAAGGGUUCAGCACUGGCUGCGUUACAUUGUGGAAGACCACCGGAGCCUCCUAUUAUUUAUGGAAGCCCGCCCAAUAUCGUGGAGACGAGCUUCAGCCGCCGGCUGAACGGCUCCUACCGCCUUCGGCAGCUGGUGCCCACCGCCGUGUACCAGCACAUGAAGAUGCACAAGAGGAUCCUGGGACACCUGUCAUCGGUGUACUGCGUCACCUUCGACCGGACGGGCCGGCGCAUCUUCACCGGCUCGGACGACUGCCUGGUGAAGAUCUGGGGAACAGACGACGGGCGCCUGCUGGCGACCCUGCGCGGCCACGCGGCCGAGAUCUCCGACAUGGCGGUCAGCUACGAGAACACCAUGAUCGCAGCAGGGUCCUGCGACAAGACCAUCCGAGUGUGGUGCCUGCAGACCUGCGCCCCAUUGGCUGUGCUGGAGGGGCACGCCGCCUCCAUCACCUCGCUGCAGUUUUCGCCUCUCUGUUGCGGCUCCAAGCGCUACCUGUCCUCCACCGGAGCCGACGGCACCAUCUGCUUCUGGCAGUGGGACGCUCGCACGCUGAAGUUUGGCCAGAGGCCCAGUAAAUUCACAGAGCGCUCCAGACCCGGUGUCCAGAUGAUCUGCUCUUCCUUCAGCGCAGGUGGUAUGUUCCUCGCCACGGGGAGCACCGACCACAUCAUCAGGGUGUACUAUUUCGGGUCGGGUCAACCGGAGAAGAUCUCUGAACUGGAGUCCCACACUGACAAAGUUGACAGCAUCCAAUUUUCACAUUGCAGUGACAGGUUUGUGAGCGGCAGCAGGGAUGGCACAGCUCGGAUCUGGCAGCUGCAGCCUCAGGGCUGGAGGAGCAUCCUGCUGGAUAUGCAGACCAAAUUACCUGGGAAGUACAACCCGCCCCCACUCGAGGACAAGGUGACAAAGCUGAAGGUUACCAUGGUAGCGUGGGAUCGCCAUGACGGCACGGUGAUCACUGCGGCCAAUAAUCUGACGCUGAAGGUGUGGAACUCCAUCACGGGGAACUUGGUGCACGUGCUGAUGGGUCACGAGGAUGAGGUGUUCGUCCUGGAGCCGCAUCCCUUCGAUCCCAGAAUCCUCUUCUCGGCGGGGCAUGAUGGUAACUGCAUUGUGUGGGACCUGGCUCGGGGAGUUAAGAUCCGCUCCUAUUUUAACAUGAUUGAGGGCCAAGGGCAUGGAGCGUUGUUUGACUGUAAAUGUAGCCCCGAUGGGCAGCACUUUGCCGCCACCGAUUCCCACGGUCACCUGCUCAUCUUUGGCUUCGGCUCCAGCAGCAAGUACGACAAGAUCGCAGACCAGAUGUUCUUCCACACCGACUACCGGCCACUUAUUCGAGAUGCCAACAACUACGUGCUGGACGAGCAGACGCAGCAGGCGCCACACCUGAUGCCCCCCCCUUUCCUGGUGGACGUGGACGGGAACCCCCACCCGCCAAGAUACCAGCGGCUCGUGCCUGGCAGAGAGGGCUGCAGGGAUGAGCAGCUGAUUCCUCAGAUGGGGGUCACCUCCUCAGGCCUGAACCAGGUGGUGAGCGAGCAGGCGAUGGACGGUCCCAGUCCUCUGGACUCCAUGAUCCAGAGGCUGCAGCAGGAACAGGACCAAAGGCUGGGGGGCAACGAUGUCUCUACAGCAAACAACAGGGCUGGCAGAGGGUCGGUGGGUUCGCCCACAGAGGUACACUCUCCGCCCAACGUUGGCCUCCGACGUAGCGGGCAGAUCGAGGGCGUCCGUCAGAUGCACAGCAACGCCCCUCGCAGCCAGAUGGCAACCGAGGGAGACCUGGUGGCCUGGAGCCGCCGAGUGCUGGUCCCCGAGCUGGAGGACGCCUCUGUCCGGAGACAAGUGAACUGGCGUGAGGCCAAAGGGGAAGAAGAAAUCAACAUCUAUCAGUCGGAAAGGAGGAGGCGUACAAUCCACUCCCUCCCCAAAGAGAGCAGGGUGCAUCCCACAUCAGAGAGUAACGCAGAGGAGGGGAGGAAGAGCCAGGGGAACCACGGCUAUCAAACUCGAGCUGCAAUGGAGGAGACGAGCCGUCAGAGCGCCGAGACCGCCGAUGACGAUGAUAGCACCUCAGAGGGUGAAGUGGAGGUACGGCAGAUCAAUGGACACUCGUCAGAGGAUGAGAAGGAAGAGGAACCAAAGGAGCCAUGGCCAGAUGACCACAGCAGUUCAAGCGACUACUCCAGCGACUAUUCUGACUGGACAGCGGACGCAGGGAUCAACCUUGAGCCGCCCAAAAAGAGCGUGAAGGUGAAAAAAAAAAGCAGCGGCUCCGAGGAGGAGGGAGAGAAGAAGAGGGAGGGGAAGAAAGAGAAGAAGAAGGACAAAUCAGACAAAGACGGUACUUUACCAAAGAAGAAGAAGGAGCCAAAAGAGAAGAGGAAGAGGGCUGAGUUGCAGGAGCAAGGGCUGACCUUGGAGGAGUGGCUUCCCUCCGCCUGGAUCACCGACACGGUCCCUCGGAGAUGUCCUUACAUUCCACAGAUGGGAGAUGAGGUGUACUACUUCCGGCAGGGCCACGAAGCAUAUGUGGAAAUGGCCAAGCAGAAAAAGAUAUUCAGCAUCAAUCCUAAGAAACAGCCCUGGCACAAGAUGGAGCUGCGGGAGCAGGAGCUGAUGAAGAUAGUGGGCAUAAAGUACGAAGUUGGCUUGCCCACUCUGUGCUGCCUGAAGCUGGCUUUUUUGGACCCUGACACUGGCAAACUGACCGGAGGAUCCUUCUCUAUGAAGUACCACGACAUGCCUGACGUGAUUGACUUCCUGGUGUUACGGCAGCAGUUUGACAACGCCAGGCGGAGGCAGUGGACUAUAGGUGACAGGUUUCGGUCGGUGAUUGAUGACGCCUGGUGGUUUGGGACCAUUGAGAGCCAGGAGCCCUACCAGUCCACGUACGCUGACAGCUUGUUCCAGUGCUACAAUGUCUGCUGGGAUAACGGAGAUACCGAGAAGAUGAGUCCUUGGGACAUGGAGCCCAUCCCAGAUGAUGCUACAUUCCCCGACGAAUUGGGCCUGAGCGUCCCGCUGACGGAGGAGGAGCAGAAGGAGCUGCUGUACGUCCCUCUGGACGGGGAAUGGGGCUGCCGCAUGCGUGCCGAGGAGUGCGAACGCAUCAUCCAAGCGAUCGACCAGCUCUGUACACUCGACGUGGCAGCGCCGUUCGCUUUUCCGGUGGACCUGCAGGCCUACCCGACGUACUGCACCGUGGUGGCCUACGUCACCGACCUGAGCACCAUACGCCAGCGGCUGGUCAACCGCUUCUACAGGCGGCUUUCCUCUCUGAUGUGGGAGGUUCGUUACAUCGAACACAACGCCCAAACCUUCAACGAGCCGGGAUCCUUCAUCGUCACCACCGCCAAGUUCGUCUCCGACCUCAUGCUGGCGUUCAUUAAGGACCAAAGCCUAACGGACCUCAUGCCUCUCUACAAAACUAUGAAGAAGGCAACUUUCUCAGACUCCUCAGAGGAGGAUGAUGAGGAAGAAGAUGAAGAUAUCAACACUCCAGGAACAUCCAAGCGGAACCAUAAAAGCCGUCGACCCAUGCGGCGCCAACUGCGAACCCGUCCUCCUUCCUAUGACCCUCAUGCAUGGAGGGGUCGCUGUAAGGAGCUGUUGGAUCUCAUCUUCCAGUGCGAGGACUCUGAACCCUUCAGAGAGCCAGUGGACCUACAGGAGUACCCGGACUACCUGCAAAUAGUUGACUCACCAAUGGACUUUGGCACAGUUCUCAGCACGCUCACUGAGGGAAAGUACCAGUCUCCCAUUGAGCUCUGCAAGGAUGUCAGGCUCAUCUUUAGCAAUUCCAAGGCUUACACUCCCAGUAAGAAGUCCCGGAUUUACAGUAUGAGCCUGAGGCUUUCUGCACUCUUCGAGGAGCACGUGAGCUCCAUUCUGUCCGACUACAAAGCCAUCCACGGCCUGACCGACAAACUGACCAGAGCGGGCACAGACAGGCAGACGCGGCACACGGCGGACAGACAGACGCGGCACGCAAUGAAGAGGAGGAGGAGGAGGAGCGAGUCCCCCACAAGCAGCAAUGCAUCCAGCCCAGAGAGAAAGAGGCGCGUGUCGUCCAGGGUGACCGGGAGGAGGGAGCCGUCUCCGGCUCCGCCGCGGCCGUCCUCUCUGAGACAAAACGUCCCGCUGAAGCCGCCGCCUCAGAUGGUCAACGGCAAGGCGGACGCGCCAGCUGCGGGGCGCACGCGCAGCGCUGCCCGCCACUUCACGCUCUCCUCACCUUCAUCAAAUAACGCCGCAAACAACUCGGCGAGCCCGGCGGAUUCCUCUCGCUCGCUGCGGGCUCAUAAUUCUGUGUCGGCUGCGACUCCCCCAACUGCAGAAAAGCUCAGCCCCUCGCCGCCCGCAGACGGUAACAGUGGAAGCACCCGCCGCAAACUCAGGAUGCCCGUGCGCCACACACCAGGCUCCCCUUCCAGCCCGUCGCCUCAGAGCACAGUCCACCUCAAUGGCCACAGCAGUCACAUGACCCUGGCCGUGGGGAGGAGGGGCCGCAAGUCCAGAAUGGACUCACCGGUCAGUCCUCCAGAGAUCACCACUCCAGCCAGCCCUUCCAGACCCCGGGGUCGACCGCCGGGCAAGAAGAGAGGCAGGAAAAGUAAGCAGGAGCUGGAUGAGAUGAGGCGGAGCAGCAACCGCCGGAGCUCCACUCCCGAGGACGAGCUGGACCACUCCACGGGCGACGAAGGCGGAGCAUCUUCUGCCCAGGAGACCUCCGCACUGUCGGACUCUGGCACCGCGUCCACGCCUAGACGGCGAGGGCGGCCCCGGGCAGUAAGAACUGAGGAGCUUGUUCCGCCCGCCGAGUCCCCCGAGCCCUCGCCCCUUAGGAGGAGCAGCAGGAGAGCCACCGAGGAGGUCACGCCUCCUCUCCAGGCCCCCUCGCAACGGUCCAGUCGGAGGGAAUCCCCGAAGGACGAGGCAGGUGAGGGGUCGAUGCGCACCCGUAACCAAGGGCGACGGUCAGCCUGGUACAUGGAGGAGGAUUCUGAGGAGGAGCAGAGACAGCUGCUGUUCGAGGACUCCUCCAUAACAUUUGGCACCUCCUCAAAGGGGCGCGUCCGCAAACUGACAGAAAAGGCCAAAGCCAACCUCAUAGGCUGGUAACGCUCAGCCCAGGAGAAGGAACCUCUGCGGUGGGCGUUUUGGUGUGCGUAUGUGUCUGUGGGGAGCCGCCGGUCCAGCUGCUGCUGUGGGACGCCGUGGCUGUGGAGAGGAACGCGCUCACUCCUCGUCGUGGCUGACCCCUCCCUCCUCUCCGCCCAGUAACAAGCACGUCAGCACAGCAUGUUCAUUUGCUCCAACUCCUACGUUAUUGAUCCAUGUUGGAUCCCACCGGAGCACCUAGAAUCUCAUGUUGAUGUGCCUCGCUCCCCGACGGCUCGCUGUCAGAUUGGGCAGAGCAGCCGGACAGAGAAUACGUUUUCAAGGAGACAAAAAACGGUCUCCAAAGUGUUUCUUAGCAGAAAGUGUUUGGUCUGAGAUAGAGGAUGCACCCAAAGCGUAACAACUUCCUUUUUUCACCCCCAACCACCAACCCCGCCUUUGUUCCUGCUCCCUCUCUUUUUUUUUUUUUUUUCUACAACCCACUCUGCUUUUUCUAAGAUUUGUACAUGAUGAUCAGCUCUCUGUUUUGAAAGUCUUACACCGGAGUGAGUCUGCCUGCGCUAAAAUACCAAAUGGCGUUACCUUUGUUGGUACUGUCCUGCAGUUUUUUUGAUCCGUUUUGACUUUUAUUUGCAUGUUUUUUAGAACACAAAUGCACCCCCCCCCACCUUAACCGAAGCUGUUUUUACUGUGAGGAAGAUAAGGAUACAUGGGUGAAAUGAGUCCUGUAUGUCUCUAUAGAACAUGUUUCAGUGCGUCCUCAGCAUUAGCAAUACCUUGUGCCUUUAUGUCUGUGGUGUGUGUGUGUGUAUGGCCUCUACCUGUGCCUGUUUGCAUAUGGACUUCAUAUGGACAAGCGUGUGUACCUGAAGGAGUUGCAUGCGUGUUUUUGUAACACGGGUGAGUGUAUAGUUCACUUUGGGCGUGCAAACAGUGGCAAACAGUCUGAUCUUAAAAAAAACAAAGA